Molecule: messenger RNA, 1445 nt
Organism: Amoebophrya sp. A120
Lineage: Eukaryota; Dinophyceae; Syndiniales; Amoebophryaceae
Source: the annotation of a GenBank genome assembly
AGACGAUGUUCGGAAAUAGUCAAAAGUAUGUGAGGACGUUGUUGAGGUUGAGUCCUUCGCAAGCGCAGCACUCAACACUCUUCGGUGAUAUUUGCAGCAUUUCUAUCUUUCAAGUCAAAUGGUAAAAAAGGAUCUCGCUUUACUUUUUCGCUUUUGAUCCACCUCGCAUACGCAUGUUCUUUUGUGCAGUUGCUUCACCCUUUUGUGCCUCAAGACUUUUACGACAUUCUAAAUUUUCGCUCACUUUUGCUUAGCUACGCGCGUGUCAAGAUCAUCUUCAUUCCACUUUCGACUUGAUAGAGGUAUUGUUUGUGUGUGUACAGUCUGGCGACAGCCAAAGUUUAACAGAUGGCGAAGACGAAAUAAAGUUUUGAUGUUUAUGAAAUUGCUUUCGUAUAUUUUUUUUUUACGAAUAAUUUAUUUUCGACGUACCCAUUGAUCCCCAGCGACCCCUCAGUAUAGUGCAGAAAGGUACUUCCGUGUUCAUAAACUUCAGCAGUCACAUUGCCUACCGAAAGCGCGCCACUCCUUGUUUACUUCAGCUUCGACUAGAACGACAAUAUUGGAAACGCAUAGAGUGAAUUAUGGCCGCUUCAAGUUCUUCGCGCCCUCUUUUGAAACUGACUUCGCGGGGUAUUACUUCCGCACCUCGUCCUUCGCUGCAAAUUUUCGGCGCCUGUAGUCAGCCUUCCCAAUGCGGAGGCAUUACUGGGAUUGACUCAAGGGGAUUAUGCUCGACGGCGGCACGUCGAGUAGCAACGAUCAGUCACCGGCGUCACUUUGCCGUGUUCCUGUCCAGCAAGACACCUGACACUUCUCGCACUCCACGGCCAAAACCAACGUCGCCCUCUAUUUCUACUUUCGCGUCUUCUCUUCCACGGGUGGACAGUAGAACAUCAACUACUCUCGAUCUGCAUGGAGGCCGGGAACUACACGCAGUGAACUUGAACACCGUGGGUCUUGCAGCUCUAAGAGCGGCGAAUCUUAAUAUUUCAAACUCCAGCCCGAUUAUAGCACGUCGACCGGUGCACCACAUCGUGAAUCAGGCAAGGUAUCACGGCAGCCACAAGGCCGAUCCGAAUGCAGAGCGCAUAAAGCUCCAGUUCGAGAUUCCGAAUGAGGGUUUGAAAACCGUAGAUGCCGAGGUGGGAAAAUCCCUCCUGGAGGUCGCGCACGCCAAUGAGAUUCCGGUGGAGGGCGCCUGCGAGGGGAGUUUGGCCUGCAGCACCUGUCACGUCAUUCUCUCGGAAAAGCUGUUCAACAAGCUCGAAUACCCCACGGACGAAGAACAGGACAUGCUGGACCUCGCCCCGGAGCUCACGGAAACCAGUCGUCUCGGGUGCCAGUGUUUGGUCACCAAGAACCUGUACGAGAAUGAGGUGAUCCAGCUGCCAAAACACACACUGAAUUUCUACGUCGAUGGCCACAAACCCGUCGGGCAUUGA